Messenger RNA from Maylandia zebra (zebra mbuna), 1384 nucleotides. It is a transcript of the gene tacr3l, whose product is annotated as tachykinin receptor 3-like. Gene Ontology annotation, molecular function: tachykinin receptor activity. The record is from RefSeq and is a predicted model, not a curated record. Gene Ontology annotation, cellular component: plasma membrane; sperm midpiece. NCBI's taxonomy places the organism in Eukaryota, Metazoa, Chordata, Actinopteri, Cichliformes, Cichlidae. Gene Ontology annotation, biological process: positive regulation of flagellated sperm motility; G protein-coupled receptor signaling pathway.
CUACGAUCAGAGAGUUUAUAUGUUUGUUUGAUUUGUUGAACGAUGGCAGACGCAUGUGGAGAACUCUCUCUGCCUCACCGGUCACAUGUCCUUUGAGCACGUCGCGCGUCUGUGGCGCAUCUUUGUAGAGACCUCUGGCAGCAGCAGACUGAGCGAAACAGAUCGGAUCGAGCACACCUGAGGAAUGGAAAACACAACCAGAGGUCUGACCAACCAGUUCGUGCAGCCUCCGUGGCGCGUCGCGCUGUGGUCGGUGGCUUACAGCACAGUACUGGCCGUGGCGGUCUUCGGGAACCUGAUAGUGAUUUGGAUUAUUCUGGCGCACAAGCGGAUGAGGACUGUCACCAACUAUUUCCUGCUGAACUUGGCUUUCUCUGACGUUUCCAUGGCCGCUUUCAACACGCUCAUCAACUUCAUCUACGCGGCUCACGGAGAGUGGUACUUCGGCCAGGUGUACUGCAGGUUCCACAACUUCUUUCCAGUCACCGCCGUGUUUGCCAGCAUCUACUCCAUGACCGCGAUCGCCAUCGACAGGUACAUGGCGAUCAUCCACCCUAUGAAGCCUCGUCUGCCUGCUAAAGCCACUCUGGGGGUCAUUGUCUGUAUCUGGAGCUUGGCUGUGGUUCUGGCCUUCCCGCUCUGCUACUUUUCCACCAUCCGAACUCUGCCCCAAAGGACCGUCUGCUACGUGGCCUGGCCCCGCAUGGCCGAAGACUCCUUCAUGUAUCAUAUCAUAGUUACAGUUCUGGUCUACAUACUGCCCUUAGUGGUGAUGGGCAUCACCUAUACCAUUGUGGGGGUGACACUAUGGGGAGGUGAGAUCCCUGGAGAUUCAUCUGAUAACUACCAAGGACAGCUACAGGCCAAAAGGAAGGUGGUGAAGAUGAUGAUUAUUGUAGUGGUUACCUUCGCCCUCUGCUGGCUGCCGUAUCAUGUCUACUUCAUCGCGACGGGUCUCAACAAGCGUCUGAGCAAGUGGAAGUACAUCCAGCAGGUUUACCUGUCAGUGCUGUGGCUUGCAAUGAGCUCCACCAUGUACAAUCCCAUCAUCUACUGCUGCCUCAAUAGCAGGUUUCGAGCUGGUUUCAAGCAGGUUUUCCGCUGGUGUCCUUUUGUCCGGGUGUCGAGCUACGAUGAGCUGGAGCUCCAAAGCACAAGACUUCGACCGUGUCACCAGAGCAGCGUGUGCACCAGCAUCCUGAGCAAAGACAAGAGCACUCGUGGAAACAGGUCAAAACCCAACUCUGAGCUGAAUAAUAAAGAUAGUUAGGGUAUUUUUGAUCCAAUGAGCGCACUCCAGCUAAACGUGAAUUAUUUAUUUGUGGAUUAUUUAUUUCAUUUACAUUAUUUUGAACUGAUUGCUUCAUUUUUUUUUCCUGUGGAU